Monoraphidium neglectum is the source of this 2625-nucleotide messenger RNA. RefSeq lists its product as hypothetical. Bases 1 to 2625 code for a protein of 874 amino acids. NCBI's taxonomy places the organism in Eukaryota, Viridiplantae, Chlorophyta, Chlorophyceae, Sphaeropleales, Selenastraceae. The record is from RefSeq and is a predicted model, not a curated record. The transcript is spliced from 6 exons.
AUGGCAUCGGGUGGAAAGCGUGCCGGCGGCUUGCAAGCUGCCGUAAUCUGCUCUGCCCUGGUGUUGCUGCUCGCCCCGGCCGCCGCCCAGACGUGCUACGCAGGGGUCCUCUCCACGCCCAGCACCAACUUUGACCUGCAGUACUCCUCCAAGGUCCUCAACACCACCCUCAGCUACAUCAAGAAGCCCAAGACGACGUACAACCGUUACUGCUUCAACUUGACCGCGGCGAGCCCCUGCAACUCGACCGCGCUGUGCUGCAAGAACAGCGGCAUCACCAGACUGAGCACCGUGUCUAUCGCCAUCGUGCCAACCUGCAUCGUCAAGGGGCUGACCAGCAACUUCUCCCUCUCCCUCGCUGACGGCACCAACGCCAAGACGGCGUUCAGGUUCAAGAUCAACAAGGCCAGCAGGAAAGCAGAUGCCAACGUCAGGAUCGCGCCCAAGACCUCCACAGCAAAGGCCCUUGGCAGCACGACCGUCUGCAUCAACCUGCCAGCCGCCGCCGGUCUUUGCAACACGGUCGGCUCGCUUUGCGGUGGCACGACGUGCAAGGUGAAUGUGACCACCUCCAAGUUCAAGCCGGCCAACCUCACCAAGCCCAAGUCGCUGCCGUGCUGCCUGACCGGCAACGUCAACAUCCAGCCAGCCCUCCAGACCGACUUCGCAGUGACGGCCAUCCAGCUGACCCCCACCAGCCCCGUGACCGGCCAGCCCUUCACCGCCGGCGUCACCGUCACCAACACCGGCGAGGUCGCCGCGAACCCGGGAAGCCUCGGCGUGUGGGCGGACAAGGCUGUCCAGGCCGCGUGCGGCGAGGCCGCCGACCAGACCAACGCCACUGUGGGGUUGAUCGCCGCUGGGGCCAGCGUGAAUGUCUCUUUCACUUUCACUGCCGGCGCCGUGGGCAACAAGACGUUCCGGGCCUACUCCGACCCAACCUGUGCCAUCCCCGAGAAAUCCGACACCAAUGACCAGCUCACUUUGAGCUACACGGUUGUGGCGGCCCCCACCUCAACUGUCAACCUCGUCGCCUCGGCCCUCGCAAUCACUGGCUACGCCGGCCCGCCCGCCACCCUGCUGCCGGGCCAGACGGCCAACGUCACCUUCGUAGUCACCAAUGCCGGCACCAAUCCCUCGCCUGCGACCACCUACGCGCUCUGGGCGAACAAGGCCACCGUCGCCGUCUGCAACGCCGCCGGCCCCUCCAUCGUCGCCGGGGUCCCCGCGCUCGCGGCAGGCGCGGCGACGACGAUCACAGCUGUCGUGGCGCUGCCAGGCGCCAUCGGCGCCUACAUGCUCCAGCUGAUCGUGGACUACCCCUGCAGCGUGGCUGAGUCUAGCGAGGCCGACAACACCGCCUCUUACGCCUACCAGCUGGCCGUCCCCGCCGGCCCGCUGCCCGACCUGGCCAUCACCAACGUCCUGACCAACCCCGGCCUCACCGGGCUCCUCCCCGUGGGUCAGGUGCUCAACCUCACCUUCACCGUGGUCAACCAGGGCACAGCCGCGUCCCUCCCCGGCCUCUACACCAUCUUCAACAACCUGCUCGGCCUGCCGCUGUGCGGCGCGCUCGGCACUGCAUCCGGCGCGCUCGGCGCGCUCGCGCCGGGUGCAAACCAGACGGUCAACCUGCCGGCCUUGCCGCUCGCCAGCAUCCCUGGGCUGAACACGCUGCAAAUUGUGGCGGACUCGAACUGCUCCAGCCUUGAGGCCGACAAGACUAACAACGUCGUGGCGCUGCCCUACAACAUCAGCAGCCCCGCCAGCAGCCUGGUGCCCAACCUGGGUAUCACCAACAUCCUGGCCACUCCCAGCCUCGCGGGGCUCCUCCCGCUGGGUCAGCUGGUCAACCUCACCUUUGACGUGGUCAACUCGGGCACCGCCGCUUCCGUCGCCGGCCUCUACACCAUCUUCGACGACCUGCUUGGCGUGCCAGUGUGCGGCGCCGUCGGUGCCGUGAAUGGCACGCUGGGGCCGAUUGCUGCGGGCGCCACCCAGACCGUCACCGUGCUCAACUUCCCGCUUGCCGGGGUGAUUGGCGCCAAGACGCUGAAGAUCGUGGCGGACGUGAACUGCACCAACUCCGCCAACGGCUCCUCAAACAGCUUUGCGGCGCUGCCCUACAACACCGGCGCCCUGCUGCCCAACCUCGGCGUUUCCAACAUCCUGGCCAGCCCCACCCUCGCGGGGCUCCUCCCGCUGGGUCAGCUGGUCAACCUCACCUUUGAUGUGGUCAACUCCGGCACCGCUGCGUCCGCCGCCGGCCUCUACACCAUCUUCGACGACCUGCUUGGCGUGCCAGUGUGUGGCGCCGUCGGUGCCGUGAAUGGCACGCUGGGGCCGAUUGCUGCGGGCGCCACCCAGACCGUCACCGUGCUCAACUUCCCGCUUGCCGGGGUGAUUGGCGCCAAGACGCUGAAGAUCGUGGCGGACGUGAACUGCACCAACUCUGCCAACGGCUCUUCCAACAGCUUUGCGGCGCUGCCCUACACCAUCAGCGGCGUCGACUUUGUGCUCGACAGCGUGUCGGUCGUGCCGCUGCUGUCGCCACUCGUGGUUGGAGGGGUGUAUUCGAUCAACAUGAGCGUCACCAACGUGAGCAGGUUCUCUGGGCUGGUGUGA